AUGGGGCUUGGGGGCGAGAACCUUGGAAAUGUGAACGUGGCGCGCGUAGAGAGCGGAAAGGAGCUUCAUAAUGCCACGGUGUUGCUACAUGCGACCCGUCUCCUCCUCGCCUUCCCUCUGCUCACCUUGCGCUACCCUCAUCGCCCCUCCUACCCCUCCCUCCGCGCUGCCGCAUUGUUAUGCCCUAAUCUCUUCUGCCUUCCCUCCUUUUCGCCUUGGCCCCCUGCCCUGCGCCUAGUGCCCUGGAAUCGUUUCCUUCCUCCGUCCCUUAGCCUACCAGGUGCCGCACACGUCCCGCCCCGCCGGAUCGCAAGGAUGGCAGAAGCCGUGAUCGCAGAGGCGCCCGCCGGGGCAGCCAACGAGGUGAAGCUCUUCGGCAAGUGGUCCUUCGCCGCGGAGGACAUCACGGUUAACGACCUGUCGCUGGCCGAUUACAUCGCCGUCAAGCAUGCCAUCACCGUGCCGCACACUGCCGGCCGUUACUCCGCUAAGCGUUUCCGCAAGGCGAACUGCCCGAUUAUUGAGCGGUUGACCAACAGUCUGAUGAUGCACGGGCGCAACAACGGCAAGAAGCUGAUGGCGGUGCGCAUCGUGCAGCACGCCAUGGAGAUCAUCCACCUGCUCACGGACCAGAACCCCAUCCAGGUCAUCGUCGACGCCAUCGUCAACAGCGGCCCGCGCGAGGACGCCACCCGGAUCGGGUCGGCGGGCGUCAUUCGCCGCCAGGCCGUCGACAUCUCGCCGCUGCGACGAGUCAACCAGGCCAUCGCGCUGCUGACGACGGGCGCGCGCGAGGCGUCGUUCCGCAAUGUGAAGACAAUCGCGGAGUGCCUGGCGGACGAACUCAUCAACGCCGCCAAGGGCAGCUCCAACAGCUAUGCCAUCAAGAAAAAGGAUGAGAUUGAGCGUGUUGCCAAGGCCAAUCGUUAA
Molecule: messenger RNA, 930 nt
Organism: Closterium sp. Yama58-4
Lineage: Eukaryota; Viridiplantae; Streptophyta; Zygnematophyceae; Desmidiales; Closteriaceae
Source: the annotation of a GenBank genome assembly